Messenger RNA from Necator americanus (New World hookworm), 291 nucleotides. RefSeq lists its product as uncharacterized. The transcript has a single exon. NCBI's taxonomy places the organism in Eukaryota, Metazoa, Nematoda, Chromadorea, Rhabditida, Ancylostomatidae. The record is from RefSeq and is a predicted model, not a curated record. The coding region runs from base 1 to 291 and encodes 96 amino acids.
AUGGUCGGAAUCGACGCAAAUGCGAAAAUGGGACUUGAACAACAUCCCUAUGUGCUAAGAAGAUGGUGUUAUUCAACGGAGGACACAUCGGAUAACGGUGACCGUCUGGUCGACUUGUGCGAACAGACGGGCCUCAUCAUCGCUCCCACGUUUAAGAGGAAUCAUCGACGCCAUCAGCACACGUGGCAGUGGUCAACCCUUUUAACGCCUGAAGCUCGACUACGUUCUGGCAAAGAACAUUCCUCACUCACAUAUUCGAAAAUCAAGAGCUGUUUAGGAAAUCGCGUUUGA